This is a messenger RNA of Nylanderia fulva, 5482 nucleotides long. The record is from RefSeq and is a predicted model, not a curated record. NCBI's taxonomy places the organism in Eukaryota, Metazoa, Arthropoda, Insecta, Hymenoptera, Formicidae.
GCGCCGUCAUUGGACGACGCCUCGAGGUCGCGCGAACCUCGACACCGAGAACGGGGCAGCCAGCCCCCUGUGUGCGUGUAUAUAUCCGUGCCGUGCGAAACCAACCGUUCCGUUUCCAUCGCCGGGUGAGAUGCACCAUCGUGAUCCCUUGCCGUGAAGACGAGAGAGAGAGGAUCCGCGGACACCCUUGGUGCGUGUGAGUGCUACGAGCUUGCGAGCUCUCCUCGUUGUAUCAAGCAGUCGUCUUGUCGCGCGCGCUAACGACUCGUCGUCGUUGUCGAUUCGCGGCUCGGUGCGCUCCCGAGACGAUGACGGUGAUGGUAACGACGUUGGCGACGACGGUGAUGGUGGUGAUGAUGAUGCCGAUGAUGGUGGUGGUGACAGUGCCGGUGCCGGUGCUGAACGUGAAAUGAAAAACGGUGUCCGCCCCAAUCACCGGCUGAUCUAUUUGCGACUUCGAUAUAUAUAAUAUAUAUAUAUAUAUAUAUAUAUAUAUAUAUUCUACGAGCAAGGAGAGAGAGAGAGGAAACGCGCGUCUUGUGAGUUACGACGAUAAUGACGAUGGAACCAUCUGGACGUUUCUUUUCACCGUCGUCAUAGGUCGACGUCUUGCACGUUUUCAUUUUAAUCGUGCAGCGAAUCCUACGGAUGUUCAACGUAAACGUUUUUCGCAGUGAUGCUGAAGGUAUCAUGAUACGAAUUCGCUGUCACGUAUCUACCGACGUCAUCGCAUCCUCAUCCAUCCUUGCGUAAUAAUCGCGUAGCAUUCGCAUCGAGGAGAUGUUUGAAGACUUCGUCCCGCAGGAAGAACGUUUCUUGUGUUUCGCAAAACGGGCAAAACUUCCACGAAUCUUCCAGAUUUCCGUGACGCGUUUACGGAACCCGAGAAGACCCGACAGAAUUCCCUGAAAUUUCUUCUCGCGGAGAAUCGAAGGGGUUUCUCGAGCGACCCUUACGAAAGAAUGUCGAUCGGAGAACUGGAUCGCCGGUACGAGAGGCAGUCCAGUAGUGGUGCUGUGGCCGGGUACAGAGAAAUUGGCAUCACGAGGGGCCAGCUGGCGGACUAAUGCGGUCCCGCAAUGAUCCGCGAGGACGAGAAGACGGUGGUGGGCCCCAGGUGGAAGAACUAUGUAAGAGGCGAAGCGCGAAGCGGACGGGACGAGGUCGUCUCGCCGCCGGCGGCGGCGUGGCUCAGGUGCCAGAAGGUGGCAGAAGAGGUGAAGGAUUACGACGACGAGGCCGAAUUAGCGGAUGCGUCGCUACGUCGUGGUACCGCGAGGACGUCCAGGAGCAGCGAGCCAGGUAGCCGCAGAUGUUCGACGCAGGAGGCUGAGGAAGAGGACAACAACGGCGACGGCGGCGGCGGCGUCGGUAAUAACGGAGGAAGCCGCAGGAAGCGGAAGAAGCGGCGGAAAACGCAGCGGAGCAAGUUGCAGCUGCAGCAACCGCAACUGGAGGUGACGAUCGGCAGCGGUGGUCAGCAUCAGCGGUCGCACGCGCUCGUCCUCGGCUCGUCCUCCGACGAGGUCGAGGCGGUGGGCGAGUGCUCGAAGAGGGACUCGUGCAGCAGCCUGGGCGGCGGUAGCCGGCACAACACCCUACGGGAAUCCCUGCUGACCGUGUUGGGCAAGCUGGUGAUCUGGAAGGGCACCAGGUACCGCUCUGCCACCGCCGCCUCGUCCUCCUCGUCGGUGCCGCCGAAUUCGCCGCCCGCCACCGAGUGCAUCGGUCGUAGCACGUCCUUCUUCUCCAGCGAAACAGAGAGGCGGAUUCGCGCCAACAAUCGCGAGUACAACUCACAGUUUAAUUAUGCGAAUAAUUACAUCAAGACGUCCAAGUAUUCGGUUCUGACGUUCCUACCAUUGAAUUUGUUCGAGCAGUUUCAGCGGCUCGCUAACUUUUACUUCCUAUGCCUGUUGGUGCUUCAGAUGAUCCCCGCCAUAUCCUCCUUAACCCCUAUCACCACAGCCAUACCGCUUAUAGGGGUGCUCACGCUCACUGCCGUCAAAGAUGCCUACGACGACUUUCAACGGCAUAGCAACGAUUCUCAAGUAAAUAAUAGAAAAUCCCGAACAUUGCGGGGUACUAAUCUUCGCGAGGAGAAAUGGUCGCAAGUUCAAGUGGGCGAUGUAAUCAGAAUGGAGAACGAUCAGUUUGUCGCAGCGGACGUUCUGCUCCUGACGACGAGCGAGCCGAACGGUCUCUGUUAUAUCGAAACAGCAGAAUUGGACGGGGAGACGAACUUGAAAUGUCGUCAGUGUCUGCCCGAAACCGCCGAGAUGAUGGAUAAUCAUGAAUUGAUUGGUCAAUUCGAUGGAGAGAUCGUUUGCGAAACCCCGAAUAAUUUGUUGAAUAAAUUUGAUGGAACUCUCACGUGGAGAGGACAGAAGUACGCAUUGGAUAACGACAAGAUUAUUUUACGAGGCUGCGUCCUCAGGAACACGCAAUGGUGCUAUGGCAUGGUGAUCUUUGCAGGCAAGGAUACCAAAUUGAUGCAAAACUCAGGGAAGACCAAAUUUAAGAGGACCUCUAUAGAUAGGCUGCUGAAUCUUCUCAUCAUCGGGAUAGUGUUUUUUUUACUUUCCUUAUGUUUAUUCUGCAUGGUCGGCUGUGGUAUUUGGGAAAGCCUGGUAGGUCGUUAUUUCCAAACGUAUUUGCCAUGGGACUCCUUAGUGCCGAGCGAGCCCAUAACCGGUGCCACAGUGAUCGCCCUACUCGUGUUCUUUUCGUACUCAAUCGUAUUGAACACAGUGGUGCCAAUCAGUUUAUAUGUGAGUGUCGAAGUUAUUCGAUUCGUUCAAUCGUUUUUGAUAAAUUGGGAUGAGGAAAUGUACUACGCGCCCACAAAAACGCACGCUAAAGCUAGGACUACCACGUUAAACGAAGAGUUGGGCCAAAUAGAAUAUAUAUUCUCUGAUAAAACCGGGACAUUGACGCAGAACAUAAUGACUUUCAACAAGUGUUCUGUAGCAGGAAAAUGUUAUGGCGACAUCAUCGAUGAAGUUACCGGCGAGAUCAUCGAUUUGAGCGAGACAAUGCCACCUUUGGAUUUCUCGUUUAACAAGGAUUACGAACCGGACUUCAAGUUUUACGAUCCCGCACUGCUUGAAGCCGUGAAUCGAGAGAAUCAGGAUGUCCACAGUUUUUUCAGAUUGCUGGCACUCUGUCACACUGUUAUGCCGGAAGACAAAAAUGGCAAGAUCGAAUACCAAGCGCAGUCGCCCGACGAAGCUGCCCUCGUAUCCGCUGCUAGAAAUUUUGGUUUUGUCUUCAAGGAAAGAUCGCCCAACAGCAUAACGAUCGAAGUGAUGGGGAGAAAGGAAAUAUACGAAUUACUCUGCAUUUUGGACUUCAAUAAUGUACGAAAGAGAAUGUCUGUAAUUUUGAGGAAAGACGGACAUCUUCGAUUGUACUGCAAAGGAGCGGAUAAUGUUAUUUACGAGCGAUUGAAAAAGGACAGCGAAGAAAUAAUGGCAAAAACAUUGGAUCAUUUAAAUAAGUUUGCAGGCGAAGGUUUAAGAACAUUGUGCCUUUCCGUGAGGGAUUUGGACGAAAGCUUUUUCAAUAAUUGGAAACAACGUCAUCAAGAAGCGGCAUUAAGCCAAGAGAAUAGAGACGAUAAGCUGGAUGCAAUUUACGAAGAGAUAGAGAAAGAUAUGUCAUUGCUAGGUGCUACUGCCAUUGAGGAUAAAUUGCAAGACGGUGUACCUCAGACCAUUGCCAAUCUGAGUGUCGCUGGUAUUAAGCUUUGGGUAUUAACUGGUGACAAGCAGGAGACAGCUAUCAAUAUCGGAUACUCGUGUCAAUUGCUGACGGAUGAUCUUACGGAUGUUUUCGUGAUAGAUGCAACGACUUACGACGGCGUGGAGACACAAUUGACGCGAUAUUUGGAAACCAUCAAAACAGCCUCGACCCAACAAAAACAGCCGACUCUCUCCAUCGUCACAUUCAGGUGGGACAAGGAAAGCAGUGAUACAGAAUACAAUCCUAGUAGGGAUGAACAAGAUGAACAUGAAAUGGAGCAUUCGACAGGAUUCGCAGUGGUCAUUAAUGGACAUUCUUUAGUUCAUGCAUUGCAUCCACAGCUGGAACAGCUUUUUCUAGAAGUGUCCAGUCAAUGUAAAGCUGUAAUUUGUUGUCGAGUAACACCGCUACAGAAAGCGAUGGUCGUCGAAUUAAUUAAGAAAAAUAAAUCCGCGGUGACUCUAGCAAUUGGCGAUGGAGCCAACGAUGUCUCGAUGAUAAAAACGGCUCACAUUGGUGUUGGUAUUAGCGGGCAGGAAGGAUUGCAGGCCGUAUUGGCUUCGGACUAUUCGAUAGGACAAUUUAGAUUCUUGGAAAGAUUACUUUUGGUCCAUGGCAGAUGGUCGUAUUACAGAAUGAGUAAAUUUCUUAGGUUUUUUUAUAAAAACUUUGCGUUUACCCUCUGCCACAUCUGGUUUGCCUUCUUCUGCGGAUUCAGUGCACAGACUGUAUUUGAUCCUAUGUACAUUUCUGUCUACAAUCUGUUUUAUACCUCGUUGCCAGUUUUGGCAGUUGGCAUUUUUGAUCAGGAUGUUAAUGACAAGAACAGUCUAAUGUAUCCAAAAUUAUACGCACCAGGAUUGCAGAAUUUACUCUUUAACAAGAAGGAAUUUUGUUGGAGUGCUUUGCAUGGAUUUUAUGCUAGUUGUGUAUUAUUUUUAGUACCUUAUGGAACAUACAAAGAUGGGGUGUCACCAAAGGGUUACGUACUUUCUGAUCACAUGCUGCUGGGCAGUGUAGUAGCUACUAUAUUAGUUAUAGUCGUGACCGUUCAAAUAGCCCUCGACACGUCGUAUUGGACAGUUUUUAACCACAUCAUGGUGUGGGGUUCACUCAUUUGGUAUUUUAUUUUAGAUUACUUCUAUAACUUCGUCAUAGGUGGUAGUUACGUGGGCAGCCUCACGAUGGCUAUGUCGGAGGCGACUUUUUGGUUCACAACGGUGAUAUCUUGUAUAAUCCUCGUUAUACCAGUACUGUCGUGGCGAUUCUUCUUUAUGGAUGUCAGGCCGACAUUGUCCGACAGGGUCAGACUGAAGCAGAGGCUGGCACAAAUGCGUUCCCGACAAAGUCAGGAUAUACUGCGUACACCAUCUACGAGACGUACACGACGAUCUCUACGUUCGGGCUAUGCCUUCGCUCAUCAAGAAGGUUUCGGCAGACUUAUCACGUCCGGAAAAAUUAUGCGCAAAUUGCCAAAUGGUGCUGAUUUUAAGUUUUCUAUGCCGUUUACGAACAAUGUUACAAAACAAGUUAACAUUGCCACAACAUCACCAAAGGACAACAGUGCAUCUAGAAAUUCGCACACAUUGGACACGAUUAAUUUAUAAUUACUCAAAUCGUUAGUUAGAACUCAAUGCAAGACACUAAAGUGCAGGUGAUUCUAGUGAAUUUUUCUUAAUUUAUUUAGUUAUGAAUGUGUGUUAAGUCGAAAUUUUUAAUGCAUCGAAUUUAUUGAUUU